ACAGAGACACGAAAGAUGAAGCUUCAGUAUUCGUUUCUCUACCUAUGUAUAGUCCUGUCCACAGCCUUGUCGGACGAGACACAGCCUAAAGUUGUGGACCCAAGAGGUGCCCGUCCAGUUGAGCAUGGCUACAAGGCUGACAGCUGUGUUACAGAAAAAGAAUGGCCGAUCUGCACAGAUGAUGACUGGGGUAGAAAGUGUCCAUCUGGCUGCCGUAUACAAGGACUACUGGAAAAGACUGAUGGUGAGCUGACCAGCAAGAUCGACAAGAUUCGUAAACUGCUGGAUGAGGGAAGAAAAAUGCAUCGAUCUGCUGACCAGGUAUCCAAAGAAACCCACAACUAUCUGAGAGAGCGCCUUGUUUCCGGUUCAGAUACUGACAGCAGAUAUGCCAGUUUGGCUGAACAGCUGAGGCAGAGGAUUGUCGAGAUGAAGAUUAAAAUUGACCGUCAGAUCAAGAUGCUAGAAGCCCUGAAGGCUCAUGUCAAAGACCAGGUCAUUACCAUGCAGCGCCUAGAGGUUGACAUUGACAUCAAGCUGCGCAGCUGCAAGGGAUCUUGUGCCAGGUACGCUGAGUUCUCUGUAGAUAAGGAGAGCUACGUGGCCCUGGACAAACAGAUGGACCGCCUGGACUCCAUUCGCACGCAGAGUGUGGAGACCGUCAGCACUCUGAAAGUCAUGAAGAGUAAGCCCUUGAAGGACUUGAUCUUGCCCUCCAUCUACAAAUCUGGGGGGGAACGGGCAGAGCAAAAGCAGGCAAUUUUCCCUGACGUGGGCCAGUUGCAGCUCUCUCUGGAGUCUGUGGGAUCCUCAACGGGUUCGGCUGCCACUGUCAGCAAGGGCACGACAGGUAUGAGCACAUCCUCCUCUUCCUCAAAAGUAACCACCACGACUGUGACCUGCACCAAGACGCUGCGGAAGGUGGUGACAGAAACCAAGGACGGCAUCCAGGAAAAGUAUGAAGUAGUUGGUGGCACUGGGCCUGAGUGUGAAGCCAUCAAGGACUUGGACAUUACUGACAAAGACAUUCUGACUGCAGCCAAGGAGGGUAAAGAUCUCUCUCGUGAUGACUUUACUGUGAGAGUCAUUGGUGGAGACUCAAGGUCCAUCACCACAUUGACCCGCGGUGAUGCAGACCUGGGUGGGUUGGAUGGAGAAUUCUUUCAAGGCUUAGGCACUACUAGCCAGGAUCGUAAAUUCUCAUCUUCCUCCUCCUCUUCCUCCAAAACCAUUAUGAGUAGUGGAAGCAAAAGCUUCACCUCUAAGACAGUCCUGGUCACCCCGCAGCCUGGUGUUUUUGGGGAUGACCUAGGGGCAUUUUUGCAUGGCGAGGUGGAGGACGACUUUCCUGACAUCCACGCACGAAGUCUGAAGUCCCGCACUGAGCGCAAGGCUGAUUUUGUUGGAGGAGAUUGUGUUGAUAUCCUGCAGCACCAUGCCAAGGGUGGUCAGAGCGGCCUGUUCAAAGUAAAGCCGGCAGCCUCCGACAAGGUAGUGGAGGUUUACUGUGACCAGGCCACGGGGCUGGGGGGCUGGGCUCUGGUCCAGCAGAGGGAAGACGGGUCAGUUAACUUCAAUCGAACAUGGGAAGAGUACCGGACAGGCUUCGGAAAGGUGGAUGGGUCAGGGAGGGGUGAGCUCUGGCUCGGGAACCGCCACCUGCAUCUCCUCACUCAGAACGAUACUGUGCUGAGGGUGGAGCUACAGGACUGGCAGGAUAAGGAGGUUUACGCUGAGUACAUUGUCAGAGUGGGCCCCGAAGCGGAAGGUUUCCUGCUAAGCGUGUCAUCUUAUGAGGGAGAUGCAGGGGAUGCGCUGGUGAAGGGACAUGAUAACAUGGGUUCUUUCCUCUCACACGCAGGUAUGAAGUUUAGUACCUUCGAUAGGGACAAUGACAAGUGGGAGGAGAAUUGUGCUGAGAUGUAUGGAGGUGGCUGGUGGUACAACAACUGCCAGUCAGCCAACCUUAAUGGGGUUUACUAUAAGGGUGGGCAGUAUGAUCCUGGAAGCAAUGUCCCUUAUGAGAUAGAGAAUGGCAUUGUGUGGUUGCCUUUCAGACCAGCUGAUUAUUCCCUUAAAGUGGUUAGAAUGAAAAUAAGGCCAGUAUAA
This is a messenger RNA of Electrophorus electricus (electric eel), 2109 nucleotides long. It is a transcript of the gene fga, whose product is annotated as fibrinogen alpha chain. Gene Ontology annotation, biological process: blood coagulation, common pathway; protein polymerization; blood coagulation. The record is from RefSeq and is a predicted model, not a curated record. Gene Ontology annotation, molecular function: protein-macromolecule adaptor activity; extracellular matrix structural constituent; signaling receptor binding. NCBI's taxonomy places the organism in Eukaryota, Metazoa, Chordata, Actinopteri, Gymnotiformes, Gymnotidae. Gene Ontology annotation, cellular component: fibrinogen complex.